Thrips palmi is the source of this 3206-nucleotide messenger RNA. It is a transcript of the gene cert, whose product is annotated as ceramide transfer protein. The transcript has 10 exons. The record is from RefSeq and is a predicted model, not a curated record. Gene Ontology annotation, cellular component: Golgi apparatus. Gene Ontology annotation, biological process: ER to Golgi ceramide transport. The coding region runs from base 179 to 1918 and encodes 579 amino acids. Gene Ontology annotation, molecular function: phosphatidylinositol-4-phosphate binding. NCBI's taxonomy places the organism in Eukaryota, Metazoa, Arthropoda, Insecta, Thysanoptera, Thripidae.
GAAUGUCUGCUCGCAGCCAAGAACACAAACAGGCAAGAUGGCGCUCUUCCACGGGUUGUGAUCGACGGCUGAAAAGUAAAUAUUGUCAUUUUUGCGUCGCUGUCAGUCCGCUGGCGAGUCGUCGAGCAGACCGAGGCGAAACUAGAUGCCCAGGAUCGCCCACUGAGUCCCGAGUGGCAUGGAGAAGGUGCCGGAGCACCCCGCGGUGGAGGACCAGGGCGUGAACGUGAACGUGAGCGAGGACGAGGAUGAUUCCGAAACUGGUGUGGACAGCCACGAAUGGCAGGGGGAGCUCAGCAAAUGGACCAAUUACAUCCACGGCUGGCAGUCGCGGUACGUCGUCCUCAAGGGCGGAACCCUCUCGUACUACAAGUCCAAGAAAGACACGAGCAUCGGGUUCAGGGGCUCCAUCAGCCUGUUCAAAGCAACCAUAAAGCCCCAUGAAUUUGAUGAAAGCCGCUUUGAUGUGUCGGUGAAUGACAGCGUGUGGUAUUUGCGAGCCGCCUCCCCUGAAGAAAAGGCUCGUUGGGUUGACAUUUUAGAGACCUACAAGGCCGAGUCUGGGUAUGGCAGCGAAAACAGCUUGAAACGACAUGGAAGCGCUGUGUCGCUUGCAUCAAAUACUCUCUCCACAGCUUCUACCAGUAGCUUCAAGAAAGCAAGAGGUCUCAAAGAAAAGCUUUUGGAGUUGGGAACUUUCCGGGACAUACUGUGUGGACAGAUUGAUACAUUGCAGAGCUAUUUUGAUGAAUGUGCUCACAAUACCAGCACGACUGAUGGAGGAAAUCCCAAUCCAACAGCUAGUCAUUCCAAAGCCAUUGAUUUCAAAGGUGAAGCAAUGACUUUCAAAGCAACAACUACAGGGGUCCUAACUACUCUUGAACAUUGCUUGGAGAUGGUUCGUCAGAGUGAAGACGUAUGGCGGAAACGUUUAGAAAGAGAAUUAGAACGCCGGCGCCGUCUUGAGGAAAAUAUUCGUCUUCUUCGAUGUCAUGGACCGAGGUCCUCUGUGCAUGCUGGACCAGACUGUGAGGAGGGGCCGCACAGCACAAUGAAUGAAGAUGAAUUUUACGAUGCCAUGGAGACAGGACUGGACAAAAUGGAAGAGGAGGUGGAAUACAGGCAUCGUUUGAAGAAGCAGCACAGUGUAUUAGCAGCUGGCACCGGCACCGGAAAUAAUUCAAUAUCUUCUGCUCAUCAUGGACAUCACAUGUGGCCUGAGAUUGAGCGAGUCACCAUGGAACAGAUACACUAUGCUAGACUCAGUGUGGAGGAUUCUGUAGGUGUGUGGCAACUGUUUGCUGAGGAAGGGGAAAUGAAAAUGUACCGUCGAGAAGAGGAAGUCAAUGGCAUGGUUAUAGAUCCCCUGAAAGCCUGCCAUGUUGUGAAAGGUGUGACUGGCCAUGAAGUUUGUGAAUACUUUUUCAAUCCUCAGUAUAGGCUGGAGUGGGAAGCUACUGUUGAAACAACGACGGUAUUGGAAAAAAUAGCAGACGACACCCUCCUAUUCCUUCAAGUGCAUAAACGAAUCUGGCCUGCAAGCCAAAGGGAUGCCUUAUUCUGGUCUCAUAUGCGACAUGUUCCAGAUGACAAGGAUCAGGAUGGUCCUGACAUUUGGGUUGUCUGUAAUAAUUCAGUUGACAUUCCUGAUCUACCGGCUAAUACUGGCAAAUGUGUUCGGUUGUACCUUACUGUGUGCCUCAUGUGUCAAACAUUUGUUGAUCCACCAAAAGAUGGUGCAAAGGUUACUCGCAAUGAUCUGACCUGCAAGAUCACGUAUUGUUCUGUCGUUAACCCUGGAGGUUGGGCCCCACCAGCAGUACUUCGAGCUGUGUACAAGCGAGAAUACCCCAAAUUUUUGAAGCGGUUCACAAAUUAUGUCAUUGAUCAGUGCCAAGAUAAACCUAUCCUCUUUUAAAUUUGAAGUAAACUGUAUAAUAUAUCCAUGCCUAGUGAAGCUGUAAAAUGUGCGCUUUGAUGAUGGUUUUAUUAUUGUGCACUUAUAAAAUAUCUCAUUUUUAUUUUGAUGUGGUGCUUAUGCGCUAUGUGAAGGUAAUAAAAGUCACUUGGUCAUGCCAUUUACAACACCUGAGCUGACCAGUUACAAAUGACUUUUGUGGAAUAGUGAUUGCUUUGUCAUUUUUGACUAGCAUUGUGCCAUAACAAACACUUAAUUAAUAUCAUUGAAGUUAGUUAGGUCCAAAUCAGCUAUGUGCUUCUCUUUGUGUUGGCUUUUAGAUUAAUUAAGUUAGGAUCAGAAGCUUUAUCUUUAUGAAGUUAUGACUUUCUCUUGAGAUGUUGAAUUUUAUACCAACCCAUUUUUAUUUUUGAGUGAAUUGCAUUAUGCUUUGGCUUUUCUCUGUUGGAUGCAGUGGUUAAUAUUUUAUGUCUUGAGAUUGAGCAUUGUUGUUGUACUGACAAGUUACCUUUUGUCUUUGUCCAAAUUAUGUUGCACUUAAUUUCAUACUCCAGCAAUUUUUAACUUAAAUUAAACUUUUGUUCACUAUUUAACUUGUAUCAAACGCAUAAUUUUCAUUUAAAUGAAUUCUUAUUUUAUGAGGAUCUUUACAAUUGUAGCUACUUUUACUGAUCUGAUACUUGUUUUGAAAUACUUGCGGGGCGGUCAUAAUUCUCAUCUUACUUCACUAUGGGUAACAGCAAUGACUGUGAUAAAACAUUCUUGUUGUGUGAUUCUUUUUUUAAAAACUAAAAUAACAAUUUACAUUUACUUAACAUACCCUUCCCUCUUUGUCUCUAAGGAUUGUUGAACAUGGAAGCCUGUGUUAAUGAAACAUUUUCUGAUUGAUGAUAUGUAUAAUGUGUGAAUAUUUUGACUUAAAGUAGUGAACAAUGUUUGAUUUUAGUUUUGUGAAGACGGGAUCAAUAUUGAACAUCCCGACUCUAAUAGACUUGUAGCUUUGUUUGUUUUGUUGGAAAAUUUUCCGUGUCCCUUGGGUUGAUAUCAUUUUUGGUGCUAUUUUCCUCAAUUUAGGGCUCAAAGUCUGAGCGGGAACUGUGAGACUGCCCAAUGCUAGAUAUUUGUUUUCAAGUCACUCUUUUUUGAUUUGGAGCAAGUGCUGGCUAGAAGCCUGGGGGUAUGAAUUUUCUUUUUCUCCUUUCAAAAUUUUUAAGACUUACAAGCUAUUCAUCAUAAUGUUCUGAAAGUAGUAACACUCAGAUAUUUCCUGUUGAACCCAGUUUUACUU